AUGUUACUGGAUCCAUGGACUGUGGGCGUAUAUGGCACCGCAUGCUAUCUCAUCUACGCCGUCGCGCUUGUGAUUUAUCGAUUCUAUUACCACCCACUCGCGCAUAUCCCCGGUCCCACACUUGCGAAGGGGACGUACCUGUUCGAAUGGUACUACGAUCUCUAUCUAGGUGGCCAGUUAACCUUCAAGCUACAGGAGCUGCAUGAAGAAUACGGUCCGGUGAUCAGGAUCAACCCUGACGAAGUGCAUAUCCACGACCCCGACUUCUUCGACGAGGUAUACAACCAGACCAACGGACGCGCCGUAAAGCCGCAGCGCGUAGCGGAAGUGUUUGGUCCUUAUCCAGCAGCCAUGGGGACCCAGACUCAUGAGCUGCACCACAUCCGUCGCAGCGCUCUCAACCCGUUAUUCUCCAGGAGAUCGGUCCAGAAUCUAGUCCCGACCAUGCGCAAGUCAAUUGACAUUCUUUGCACGCGUCUUUAUGCAGCCUGCAAGUCCGACGAGACUUUCAACAUGAAGCACAUGUAUGCUGCCUUGACGUUGGAUAUCAUCAACGAUUUUUGCUUCGCGAUGGAGCCCCAGAGUACGGCAAAGUCGGACUUCGAUCGCAAGUGGUUUGAUGACCUCGAUACAUUCCUUGAAUUUAGCUUAUUGAGUAUCCAUAUCCCCUGGGUUAUGAGCUGGGGCCAUUCCAUUCCGGACAGCAUCAAUAAGAUCCUUGCCCCAGCUAUGGCUGAUCUGCUCGACUUCCGCCAGGACAUCUCCCUCCUGGUCGAAGCCAUCCGCCACAGCCGCGACAAGUCCCACGAAAAAACCAGGCAUAACACCGUAAUCCACGACCUUUUGCAAAGCAAGCUACCACCACCUGAACUAGAACGCGACCGACUCCGCGACGAAGUCUUCAGCCUGGUCACAGCCGGCUCCGGCACCACAGCCUACGUCCUCCGCGGCACAGCCUACCACAUCUCCGCCUCUCCAACCAUCCAAACAAAACUGCAUCAAGAGCUCCAAUCCGCCAUCCCCGACCCCACCAAUCCACCUCCCCUCCCAGACCUCGAAAAACUCCCCUACCUCUGCGCCGUCAUCAACGAAGGCCUCCGACUCUGCGACCCCGCCGCCCACCGCACCGAGCGCCAACUCCCCGACAAAACCCUCAACUGCCACGGCACGGUCAUCCCAGCGGGCACCAUGCUCGGAAUGACCUCCUUCCUCACGCACCGCAACGAGCAGAUCUACCCGGACCCACUCGCCUUCCGACCCGAGAGAUGGCUCGGGAACGAGGGUAAGCGGCUCGAUCGCUAUCUGGUGUCCUUUGGUCGGGGGCCGAGGGCCUGUGUGGGGAUGAAUCUGGCUCGGGCGGAGCUGGUACUAAUUCUUGCGGCGGUGUUUCGGAGGUUUUAUUUUGAUGUAAAGGACGUGAGCAGGGAGAGGGAUAUUGAGUUGAGUAGGGAUUGUAUUGUCGCGGCGCAGGCGAAGGAUUCGCCUGGGAUUUUGGUGAAGGUUAGGGUGGCGUAG
Messenger RNA from Aspergillus heteromorphus CBS 117.55, 1515 nucleotides. RefSeq names its product cytochrome P450. Gene Ontology annotation, molecular function: monooxygenase activity; oxidoreductase activity, acting on paired donors, with incorporation or reduction of molecular oxygen; iron ion binding. Lineage: Eukaryota; Fungi; Ascomycota; Eurotiomycetes; Eurotiales; Aspergillaceae. The transcript has 7 exons. Bases 1 to 1515 code for a protein of 504 amino acids. The record is from RefSeq and is a predicted model, not a curated record.